Messenger RNA from Pristis pectinata (smalltooth sawfish), 5334 nucleotides. It is a transcript of the gene tfb2m, whose product is annotated as transcription factor B2, mitochondrial. Lineage: Eukaryota; Metazoa; Chordata; Chondrichthyes; Rhinopristiformes; Pristidae. Gene Ontology annotation, cellular component: mitochondrial matrix. Gene Ontology annotation, molecular function: rRNA (adenine-N6,N6-)-dimethyltransferase activity; mitochondrial transcription factor activity. The record is from RefSeq and is a predicted model, not a curated record. The transcript is spliced from 10 exons. Bases 1300 to 2610 code for a protein of 436 amino acids. Gene Ontology annotation, biological process: rRNA methylation; transcription initiation at mitochondrial promoter.
UUCCCAGCUGCAAUUGUACACAAUCAGGAUGUCCCACAUUCAAUGAUUGAUUUCAAUAGGCUUGAAAUAUCAGCGGCUAUUACACUGUUUAAUAGAGGAGUGUUGCACAGGUAUCAAUAGAAGCAAUUGCUCAUCAAUUUCCAAAGCAACUUUUUUAAGUGGCUUCCCGCAGUGAAAGUGGCAGCUUGCGUUCUGAAGAUACAAUGGUGCUUGAUUACCACAGAGAGGUUGCAGGUAAACAGCCUGGUUCUCCUUUGAAUUUAAUAAUAUUUAUGGGAGCUUGUUCGUAUGUACGGGAUGUCCAUAAAUCGGCUGUUCAUAACCCAGGGAGAGCCUGUACUCUCCUGGGAAUUGGACUUUCAAAGUCAAAGUCAAGUUUAUCGUCAUACACACAAGUACAUGUAUGCACAGGUGCAAUGAAAAACUUAUCUGCGGUAGCAUAACAGGCACAUAGCAUCCGAUGCACAGCAGUCACAAGAAAAAUAUAAUUUACACAAAGUCGUACAACAACCAAAAUAAAGUCCAUUGUCGUGCGAAGUGGUCAUAGCGUUGCUAUACUGAGGUAGUAGACUGAAUAGUUUCCUUCUACAUCGUUACAUUGUCCUUGUCAACAACGCAUUCAUGCUGGAUCUUAAAAUUGGACAAUUGACGUGAACCCCCUUCCUCCUCCUCCAGACGCUACCCAACCCACUGCCACAGCCUCAUGGUCACGCAUGCGCACUCCGUCCAGCUGUAGGUCCGCGCUGAGCAUGCGCCGUCAGCCCUCACGGUUUCCUGAACGUUCCUUGGACGGAAUAAAGGAGCCGGCGGAUCGCUGCUCUCAGUUGAUGCAAAUGUAGGACAGUCGGCGACGCCCAUUCUGUGUGACAACAGGAAUGAAUCAAGAUGUUUACCUGCUCUAACGCCCUACCUCUAUUGCGCGAACCUGGCAGCGUCAAUAAUCCUGGGCCCGGUCAACGGUCGGACUGCGUGUGACGUCAUCGCGUAACCGGCCAACGUGCGCCUCGGGUGACGUUGGGUCCAAUGUCAGAAUGGCGGCCGCCUGUGGGACGGAGCAGGCUGUGGGGGUGACACCCGUUUGAGGAGCUGGGCUUUGUGUCAGACACUGAAAAGCAAGGCCAAGACCUUUGACAGUACUAUAAAUCAUUAGGACACUGUGGGGUGUGAUUGGACAGUUCAUGCGAAGGCCACUUGAGGGCAAUUUGCACCUUGAAGAUCACUAUACCUUUGCAGGACAGCCAUAGCAGUGGAAACCCAGAGGCCAGUCGGACUUGUGGUGUCCUAAAGAUCAGAAGCAUUAUGUCGUCAUUAAGCUGCAAGUCAGUAUUUUACACACUAAGGACUAUAACCUGCAGAGCCUGUGGUUGUCGACAACAAGUCCAGUAUUCAUUAAGAUCAUUUCCACAUCACAGUGGGCUUCUAGGCAAUGGCGCACCAAAAUCUCUGUCUUUGCCCAAGGUUAAGGCAUAUUCAACUUAUUGUGAUAGAACACAGAGAUAUCUGUCAGCACUUGCUAGUUCAUUACUCAGGAAAGAGCAGCAGAGGCCGUUGUCCAGGUUUGACUUUAUGGACAUGGAGGAGGUUGAAGAAAUAAUAAUGAAUGCGGAGAAGAGACGAUGGUUAAGGAGAUUUAUUAUCAAUCCUGAUUUGGCAAAUCUAAUCGUGGAAUGCAUUGACAAUGAUCUCUCUGAAAAUAAUGCAAUAAUUUUUGAAUGCAAUCCAGGGCCUGGUGUUUUAACACGUGCAUUACUGAAUGGUGGAGCACGGAGGAUUGUGGCUCUGGAGAGUGAUAAGCAGUUUAUACCAGCAUUGCAGUCCUUAGAAAAAGAUUUGAAUGGACAGUUGGAAGUGGUCCACUGCGAUUUCUUCAAGCUGGAUCCAGUGGGUCGUGGCAUGAUGAAACCUCCUGCCAUGUUUUCUGAGAAACUCUUCAACGAUCUGGGAAUAUCAGAGGUUGAUUGGACUGCAGAUAUUCCAAUUAAAGUGGUUGGAAUCUUUCCACAAAAAAAUGAACGGAACAUGCUUUGGAAGCUUGUUUAUGCUUUGUAUGAACGGAUUUCGGUUUUUCAGUAUGGGAGAAUAGAAAUCAACAUGUUCAUAAGUGAGAAAGAAUACGUGAAGAUGACGGCAGAGCCUGGAAACAUGAAACACUACCAGGCAUUGCCUGCGUUGUGGCAGAUGGCUUGUGAAAUUGAGUUGUUACACAAGGAACCUUGGUCAUCUUUUGCUACAAAUUCUAAAAAUGGUGGAUGUGUGAAACAAGGCAUGGUGAUAAAUGACCAUCUGUGUCUUGUGCGACUGACACCACGCAAAGACUUGUUCAAUCAGACUUUAACAACAGCCAAUUCAGCCAUACUGAUAUUGAUGCUGAAGCAGUGCCUUGCAAAACGAAGGACAAAACUGAUGAACAAAUUGGAGUCUUGGUGCCCUGGAAGUGGAAGGAAAUUAAUGAUGCAACUAGAUCUGCCAGAGGAUAUAUUGACAGGACAUGUGUUUCCAGAGGAAUACAAAAAACUUUUUGAAGCAAUGGAGCACUCUCAGGAUUUCAAUCAAAGUUGGUUAUAUGAUGAGGUCUUGGAGAAUAUGAAUUCUACUAUGUCACCCAUCUGAAUGUAAACCUUCAAGGAAAUAUAACUAUCCUGCUUCUGACAUUGCUUUGUGACUGCCACAUGCAACUGCUCACUGAUAAUCACAAUCAAGACACUGAACACCCUCAAAUGCUUUCAUGUAUUACUUGAAGUAUGAUGUCAUUCUACUUCAUUGCACCUGUUAAUGAAAUCUUCAUAUUGGUUUCACUCCAUGUUGAAAGCCAUGUUGUAUGUUGUAAUCAACAUUUCCUUAUUGGAAUUAAACUUUUGAUCUUAAAAUGGGCAGAUUUUAAAGUUUUGCUUCCUGUGAGAAUUUGGUUGACGUAGGAGUGGACACAACAGUGAAGAGUUCAGGUAAAAUUGCAGUGAUACGUUCAAAUGUGAAAAGACAAUUUUAUGUUUUUUUUAUAUAUUGGUGUAAUGUAUAACUUGCAUAAUGUAACUUCCAAAUGAUUUCUUUUGAGUCACCAGUAGGUUUGUUUUAAAUUACAUCUGUUUAAAAUUUGGUUAAGAGAGUACUGUUGAUGAGUUGCAUGCUCAUGAUAAAAGGUCAAAUGCCUCAGGAGCAAGAAGAUCUUAAGCGAUUCUGUACUAUUCUGGUAUUGGGACAAAAAUAAUAAUGGAUUAGAAAUUCGGAAGGCUUAAGAACGAAAUCAAUCAAUCAAAUAGUAGUUCAUUUGUCACUGGAGUUAUUUUGCAAGUACCAUUUCACUUCUAGCUACAGUUAUGUACAGGUAACAACAGUGAAAGCUAAAGUUUAGUAUGACUGUGUUGUACAAUGGCUAAUACCAAGUAAAUAUUGUUGAAAAUUUUCAAGUUGGCUGUAGAUUUAAUCUGCAGUUGUCAUUCUGGUUUUUGCUUUAUGUUCUUGGCAUAUAUUGAUUUUGUUAGAUGUUGCUUAUAACAUAAGAACAUGAGAAAUAAGAGCAGGAAUAAGCCAUACUGUCCCUUGAGACUUCUGCCAUUCAACAAGAUCAUAGCUGACCCAUAUUUAACACCAGUAUCCUACACUUUCCCUUUAUUUCCUUAAUAUCUAGGAAUCUGUCCAUCUAUUUUGAAUGCAAUCCAAGAUAGAAUGCUGAAGAUUUGCCACCUUUUUGAGUAAUGAAAUUUCUUCUCAUUUCAGUCUUGUGGCCUACUCCUUAUUUUGAGACUGACAGUUCUAAACUCAUCAGCUAAGAGAAAAUCCUCAAAUCUAUGAUGUUGAGUUUUCUAAGAAUUCUGUAAGUUUCAAUAAGGUCAACUCUCAUUCUAAACUUGCCUACUUGAUCUUUUCUCAUAUGGCAUAACUGCCAUCCCAGAAACCAGUCUGAUGAAUUGUAGCUGCACUUCUUGUACAACAAGUACAUCCUUUUUAGAAAUAGACCAGAACUGUACACAAUACUCCAGAUGUUUGUUCACUAAGGCCCUAAAUAACUUGUACUCAAAUCUUCUUGCAAUAAAGACCAAAAAGACAUUUGCCUUCCAAAAUGCCUGCUGCACCUGUAUGUUAGCUUUCAGUAACUUGUGUUCAGGGACACCCGUGUCACUUGAAACAUCUAAUGACCCAGAUUCAGAUUAGUUUAUUGUCAUAUACACCAGGGUGCAAUGAAAUUCCUUGCUUGCAUGAAGUUCACAGAGUAAACAGUACACAUGGUAAGAAUAAAUACAGUGAGUGCAAAACAACAGAAUAGUGCAAAGAUUGCAGUGCAAUGCUAAAGUGACAACAACAGAAUAACCGAGAGAGGUAGAAGUAAGAUUAUGGGAACAUGACAGCACCACUGGGAAGGGGGUGUGGAUGAGGUGAUUGGUUCAGAAGUCUGAUAGUAGUAGGGAAGAAGCUGUUCUUGAGUCUGGACACCCAGCUUUUUAAAUUCCUGUAUCUUCUCCCAGAAGGUAAAAAAAAGAGAAAAAGGAAUGGCCAGGGUGGCAGGCAUCCUUGAUAAUCCUGUUAGCCUUCCUGAACAUGGACUGGGCUGUGUUUACCAUUCUGCAGGUUCCAACAGUCCAGAGCAGUUGCCAUACCAGGCUGAGAUGCAACCUGUCAGGAUACUUUGUAGAGCACAUCCAUAAAUAUUGGAAGGUCAGUGGGGGGGGCGGAGGAGGGAGUGUACAUGGAGGCAGGUGAUAGGUGAGCUCAGGUAAUGGGUGAGUCCAGGGGAGGGGAAGGUAGGAGGGUGGGGUAGGGGAGAGAUUGCAAGAAAUUCAGAGGUGAUGAACUCACCUAUCACCUGCCUACAUGUACCCUUUCUCUCCCCCCACCCCGACCUUCUUAUUCUGGCUUCUGCCCUCUUCCUUUCCAGUCCUGAUAAAGGGUCUUGACCCAAAAUGUCGACUGUUUAUUUCUCUCCAUGGAUGCUGCCUGACCUGAGUUCCUCCAGCAUUUUGUGUGUGUUGGUCCAGAUUCCAGCAUCUACAGAAUUUCUUGUCUCUAAGCAUCUGUGUUUUUCAAAAAUAAUAUUUUUUUCACAUCGCCUUACGUCAUUGAUACUUCAGUUGAGCGAGUUGUAGUCCACUGCCCUCUAAAAUUCAGGAAUAUUAUGGCAACUACUGCAUCCUUUGAGCAGCACAAGUAAACCAGUUACAUCUACCACAAAUACAGAAGUAAGAAUGUAUUUCCACACAAUCUCGUUAUCCAGUGAUGAGUAGCUAAGAUCUCGUUAUCCUGUAGUUUUUACUAAUGUUACAAGAGUUUAUUAUUUAAUUCAAUAUUGGAAUGUCUUGGGAACAAAUAAACAGGGACUUCCAAGUCCUCUGGUAUAUAAAA